Messenger RNA from Polypterus senegalus (gray bichir), 1903 nucleotides. It is a transcript of the gene lyrm9, whose product is annotated as LYR motif containing 9. Bases 1006 to 1239 code for a protein of 77 amino acids. NCBI's taxonomy places the organism in Eukaryota, Metazoa, Chordata, Cladistia, Polypteriformes, Polypteridae. The record is from RefSeq and is a predicted model, not a curated record. The transcript has 4 exons.
AAUAGAACGAGUAGGCUAAACCGCGGCUUCUUUUUAGUAAAGUAUUUCCUCUGCUGGUUUAUCUAGAUUGCUUUAACGAUUACAAUGGCAGUGCUGGAGGAGGCAGAGUGCUGCUAGCGUAGAUUUACGAAUUCAAAUGACUGCCUAAAGUCAUCAGCAGUACACGUUUAGGAUACAGCAGAUAAGUAACUAAACUCGUACAGUCAUAUUUGUCUUUAUUAUUAAUUAACUUUUUUGAGCACAUUUUAAAAGUCUAAAUCGGGAUAUAUAAAGUAAUAUUAAAAACAGCCAGUAUGUGUAUUUGCAGCUUUCACAGUAGUAAAUAUAAUCAUUAAUCGUUCACUGGGGAGGCUUAAUAAGUUUUCCUGGUCUUGAGCCCAAAACUCGGAGUUUUCAUACCAUCCAUUUUCACAAAUAAAUGGUUCAUUCUUAUUUCUAAAUGCUCGAAUUGUUCCGAUUAUUUUCUUCUCUUAUUUUGCGUGCAGACAUACAUGCCGGUGUAUUUCAGUACAAAUUUAAAUUUUUUUUUGUCAACGUAGAAGAAGAGUUAUUUUUUUUAAAAAAAGCAAGAAAAGAACAGUGAUUGUUGCCACCCACAAAAAUGCACACUGAUUUCCCCCUUCAAAUUUGGCAAACCCAUUCUGUAAUCUCGAGAUUGACACAAAAAAUACAGAAACUGAAAAGUAACUUGUUUAAUAAAGACAGGGGUCCAGUUAAAAGCAAUAGGUGGUUUGGAUGAACAUGGUCUGCAGGACUGAACCUAAGGCACACAGUUAAGCCUUUUAUUACUAAUUAGCAGUGCUGAUCAGUGAAUUUCGCCAAAGUGUUAUUCUCAGCAAAUUUGCUGUGUUCGCCCUUGUUCGAGUCAUUUACUGAUAGUUAGGCAUGUUUAGGAGAACUUUUUUUUCAGCAUUCCAUAAAGUUUUAUGAAGCCAGCAUGACACCCCCAGGAGUUGUAACAGCCAGCAUUUGAUGGGUCCACCCUCCAGGUUGUAACAUAUCCUGAUGCCCCCCUUGCCAGGUGCCGAGAUGGUGCAGACACCCAUACAGUUAUACCGAUACCUCAUGCGCUGCUGUAAACGGUUGCCUUCAACAAGUCUUCAGCAUCAUUACAGGCACUCAGUCCGGCAGAGUUAUAAUGCUCAUUCAGAUGAAGAUAAUCCUCAAAGAAUACAACAAAUCAUUAAAAGGGCAAUUGAAGAUGCUGACUGGAUAAUGGAAAAGUAUAAGAAUAUGUAAAAGGGUCAAAAAAGAAAACCGAGUGGAAACAUGUACAUCAGAAAUCAACGCCCAGAUUCAGGAAUGAUGCAGCAUGACUAUCCAAAGAGAAAUCCUUUGCAGAUGUAGAUUUUUCCUUUUAACAGCACAAUAAUGUUGUUGCUAAAGUGUAAAAUGGAAUAUUCUAAGAGUAUCUGAAGCAAUCUGAGAAAAAUUCACAAUUUCUAUUUUUGAUAUUCUUGUCACACUCUCUCACCAUACCUAAAAUCCUUGUUUGUUUUUCACCUUACACUAAUAUAAAAAAUUCAAUUUAUUUAUCUGAACUGUAUUUAAUACAUAAUUAGUACCUGUAAUUUAUAUUAUAUACUAGUAGUUGUUUCUGAAUUGAUAUUGGUUAAUGACUUAGUUCAGAGAAAGGUAUUUCAGGGUAUUCAUCCAUCCAUUUCACAAUGUGUCAGUGCUCUUAAUCCAAUAAAAAGAAUGUAGCAAAAUCAGGUAAAGUAUUUGAAGAGUAAGUGUAUAACAUGGUAAAUUUUAUACUUCUGAAGAAAAAACAGUACUUCAUUGUUUUAACUAUUCAUAGCUUUACCAGCGAUAGGAAUACUGCACACUGUGUACAAAAUGUCUCACAACAAACCCUUACAAUCUCAUUCAUUUGUAAAUAAAUGUGGAAAUAUUAGUUUCA